AUGAGACAAACAGGUGUGAGAGAGACUACCAAAUCAGAAUACGUGUCACUUUCUGGAGAAACAAACCAUACAAAUGAUGAGGCCUCGUGGUAUCUUGACAUAGGAUGCUCCAACCAUAUGACAGGCAGAAGAGACUGGUUGCUCGACUUAGAUACGAGCAUAAAGAGCAUCGUGCGUUUCGCGGAUGACAGUAUCAUCAAGCCUGAAGGUUCCAGCAAAGUUUUGAUCACGCGUAAGGAUGAAAAAGUUGUGUAUAUGCACAACUUGCUAUACGUUCCAAUGAUGAAAAACAAUCUUCUGAGUCUUGGACAACUUCUUGAAAAGAGGUACACAAUGAAUUUACAGCAGAGACACGUUGAAGUGUUUAAUGAGAAACAACGGUUGGUGCUCAAGGCUCCUUUGACUUGA
This is a messenger RNA of Vigna radiata var. radiata (mung bean), 408 nucleotides long. RefSeq lists its product as uncharacterized. The coding region runs from base 1 to 408 and encodes 135 amino acids. The transcript has a single exon. The record is from RefSeq and is a predicted model, not a curated record. Lineage: Eukaryota; Viridiplantae; Streptophyta; Magnoliopsida; Fabales; Fabaceae.